UGUAAUUCUUAUUUCCUUCACUGAAUCUUAAAAAAUCAAUGGUAUUUCUUUGUCAACUGUCAACAAUACAUAUACCUAAUCAAUCUUCGUCAUCCCCCAAUUAGAUAUCGUCUUGUUGUAAUAAUACAUCAAUAGCUUUUUUUUGCGCUGAACGCCUUGACAAAAUAAAUCGGCAUUCAUCAUUGAUCUAUUUCUUCUCUGUCCCCAUUCAAAUCGUACAAACACUUUGCUUUCUCUCUUCCCCCCACCACACCAAGAACAUCAGCCCAUCUUUCCCAUUCGUCAUCCAACACGCCUUGUCGUGUCUUUGACAAGUCGUGUCUCUUGUCUUAUCUUGACGCGCCAACCACGCGAAAUAGAAUCCCCGUAUUCACCAUUUGAUCUUUAACCACCUCAGAAGUAUCAUCCACUACCAACGUCAUCAAGAUGUCGCAACAACAGACCGCACCAAUGCUCAUCAAUGUGCCUCCCCCACCAUCCAAUCCGGAUACUCCUAGUGAUAUGCCUGGUACUCCUACCAGCACUACCACCUCCCUCUCCGCCCUUUCUACUACCGCUAUCAAGGAUGGCCAUCGAGGUCAUGCCUACCACGGUCUCGGAGGUCCCCGAGGCCAUCAACAUCACUCAUCCACCAAUAGCCUAGAAGCAGAGCGUGCAGAUCGCAUCAGUCGUCUUGCCGGUCUCGAGCGUGUAAAUACCGUCCGCGCCCCCAACCAGAACCAACCACACAAUGGCAAUCCGAACGCUCUUCAGACUACGCCUACAUCCAAUGCCGCGCAACAGGCCGCUGCCCUCACACCCGCCUACUUCGACUCCAAUGGCCAACCAGUCGCAAUCACCAAGAUGAGCACGGUCGGCACGGCCUCCGCGACGGGUAGUGUCGGAGCGCGGACAACUACCGAGGCCGAACAAUUUGACAUGGAUGCCGACCUAACCGAAGUUGAUGAAGACAGUAGCAUGAGUAUGGACACUAACUAUCGUCCCAUGGAUGUUGAUUCUACCUCCGGCGCCAUGGAUCCUAUGGAAGACAUAACCGGUCGUUCCGUUGGUGGUUUUGAGGACCGCAUGAGUGAUGACGGUACAGCCAGUCUAGUUGGUUUCGGCGAGGGCGCAAACAGCACUGUCAGUGGCCCUAUAUACCACCGUAGGCCCCUACCUGGUACCGCUGGGGCGACAGGUGUAUGGGGCCUGGAGCGAAGCAGCUCGGGUCUAAGCCAAGAAGCUUCAGCACGCAGUCGAGAGAUGCGAGACAAUGGUAACGACACCCCCAUCAGCGCGUCUGCUGCCGCAGAAACACGGCAUGCUAAAUAUGUUGACGGCGUUGCUGUAGAUGGUGGUGGUCAUGUCGGUACUUCUGACGAUGACGUUUUUGUCGACACCACAACCCGCGGUCCCAUUCCUGUCCAACCCGGGCAGCCACGAACAAGUGCUCUUAGAGAAGGAGUUGGUGGACCAGCCUCUCGCGAAGCUGCCGAGCGCAUUGUGCGAGAGCGCCUCGAUGGUGGUGAGGCUGCCCGAGGCCCGAUCCUAGGUAACUCGAAGGAUGGUGAUAAGCUGGGAAAGUUCUAUUUUGAGGAUAAGAAGUUGUAGUGGCAAUAAAACACAAAUGCUGUCAUCAAGGUAGUUCAGAACAUCAGGGAGGAGGUAUUUGUCUUUUUUCACGAUCCACGUAUCGUUACGGAGUUAUAUGGGCGUUCCGCGGAAACACAAAAGCCAACCAUAGCAGUCCGACCUAGGACGAAGACAGUGGCUCAACUGUCUUAUUAUAGAUUGAAGACGUGCAGUCAAGAAGAGGCACACGCACUCGCCUCAUAUCUAUGUCAGGCUUUUUUCAAGGAGAGGGUCAAGGUUUUAUUAAAGAAUGGUCGUAUUUGAUUAGGAUUAGGUACCUACCUAGGGCAACAUACCUACUUAGGAUUGGGAGACGACCUUUAUAUGGUACCAAGUGAGCACUCGUGCGUAUGAUUAUGCAACGCUUAGUUUUGCUUUUAAUAUAAUGUUUGGCUGCUUUGGCCCUGUGA
This is a messenger RNA of Hypoxylon fragiforme, 2021 nucleotides long. RefSeq lists its product as uncharacterized. The coding region runs from base 427 to 1590 and encodes 387 amino acids. The transcript is spliced from 2 exons. The record is from RefSeq and is a predicted model, not a curated record. NCBI's taxonomy places the organism in Eukaryota, Fungi, Ascomycota, Sordariomycetes, Xylariales, Hypoxylaceae.